CGGAGCUACCCGUGGUGUCAGACUGUUGUUUUCAUCAGGGAAGUGAAGGAUGAUUUAUUUCCUAGUUCUCUUUCUCACCCUGGUGCUGGUGGCCUGUGGGAGCCUCCUCCUUUUAACUAGGCGAAGGAAGGGCAGAUCUGUGGAGGGCUGGGGAGCCAGGCUACGACGCUGGCGACUUUUGCGACUCUUGUCUCAACAGAAGCAGUUCCAGAUUCUAGAGACAGAGACAAAGAAUGCCUGGGAUAUUCAGGAGAAUUUCCUGCAGGAAAUACUGAGGCAGUUCCAUGACACAGAAUAUGGACGGAAACACCACUUUAAAGACAUGACAGAUGUCUCUUCCUUUCGGAAGCUCCACCCUCUCACCAACUCCAGCCACUACAAGGACCAUAUCGAGAGAAUAUCAAAGGGUGAGGAGAAUAUCUUGGCACCAGGAAAACCCAUUGCCCUUGUGGCAACAGCUGGUACUUCUGGGAUUCCCACCACAGUGCCUGUCACAGCAAAUAGUGCCAUACAACGUUUUCUGCAGGGCACAGCUCUGGGUCUGGAGCUUAUUUACUACCAUCUGCCUGGAGCUUUGGAGAAGGUAGUCAAGUUUUCAUGCGCUACAACCUUUCGCCUCUCUGAGGGAGGAAGCCCAGUAGGUCCAUACCCUCCUGCUCCCUCAUCCAAGUUUCUGAAGCACUUGUACCCCCCUGCACCACCUGUCCAUGCAACUGUGUCCCAUAAUGACUUGCUGUACACACAGCUACUCUUUGCCCUGAGGGACCCAGAUGUGAGUGCACUGGAGGCCAACUUUUCCUGGCUUCUUGGCAAUGUCUUUUCUCUUCUGGAGACCCACUGGGAAUCUCUAAUCUUGGAUAUCCAGUUGGGGCUUCUAUGUCCUGAUUUGCAGCUUCCUGGAGACACCAGAAGACAGAUUGAAGAGAUGCUUGUACCUGACUCCCAGAGAGCUGCUGAGCUUCAGUUGCAGUUUGAGAGGGGUUUUCGUGGAAUUGCCAAGAGAGUGUGGCCAAAGCUGCAAGUAAUUAUAGCAGUUGGAGCAGGUGCCAGUGAGCUUGAUGCCAAGAUUUUGAAAGAUGUGACUUGCCAGGGGAUCCCUCUUUACUCUCCAAUGUAUUGUGCAGCAGAAGGGCUUAUUGGAGUCAACCUUUGGCCAAAGAAUCCAGCACCCCGUUAUGUGCUGUGCCCUCGCUCUGUAUUCUUUGAGUUCAUACCAGUAGGAGCCAAAGAAGAUGAAAAGCAAGAGACAUUUUUACUGAAAGAUGUGAUUGAGGGUGAAGCCUAUGAGUUGGUUAUAACAAACAAUGAUGGAUUCAUUAGGUACCGACUGGGGGAUGUUGUGCGAGUUACAGGCUUCCAUAACCAGUGUCCGAUAGUGGAAUUCCUAUACAGGAAGAGCCAGACUUUGAGUGUCCGAGGCGAAUGCAUUUCAGAAGAUGAUUUCUAUAGAACACUUUGCUACACUGUGAGUCAGUGGCCAGGAGCAAACCUGCUGAACUACUGCUGUGCAGAGAAUGGGAUUCUUGGUGUGUUGUCAGGGGGCUCAGACCCCCACUAUGAGGUGUUUCUUGCAUUGAAGGGUGUGAGAGACCUGUCAGAAGAACAGAGAUAUAAGUUGGAUCAAGCUCUCCAAGAACAUUUCCCUGUGUACAAAUCAUUCCGAUUUAAAGGGAGCAUUGGUCCUGUUCGUGUGCAUCUGGUUCACCCUCAGUCCUUCUUCAGUCUCCAGUGCCUAGCUUCUUCUAUCUCUGGAGCCCCCUUGGACUGCAUGCAGCCCAGCCGGACCCUGAGAUACAGAGAACUGGCUGAGAGCAUCCGGAAACAGGUUUUCUCCUGAGGUUCCUUAGAUUGCAACGUGGUACUUGAGCCAUCAUAACCAACUUACCACAGAUGUGCCGCCCUAUGAGACAGACCAAAUGCCUUGAACCUAUUGUUCUUUCUUAGUUAUCAGGGCAACAUGUAACAGAUUUAUUUUAUGUUGUCUAAUUACAGACUCACUGACACCCAUCAACCGACACUUAAAGAUGCACAAGUGAAGAUAGUUAGAGGCACCCAACUGGGCACCCAUACUAAUUGAACAUGUAUGUACUGCACCUGUCUUCUCACAGGCAUAUAUGGAGCUCACAAUAAUACACGGAAAUUAUAUCAGACAAACACGUCAAUAUGUUUAUAAUUGUAGACACACACAGUUACAUGUAUACUACAUGACACCAUAUGCUCAAAGACACCUUGCAACCUUGUGCACAGCUACAUCUCCACAAUCACACAUUGGGUUUAGAUGAGGUCCAGGCGUAUAACAGUAAGUUAUAAGAACAAGCUAUUUUGGGGUAAUUGUGCUCUUAUUAAGAGUAUUGUGUGAUGUUUAGUCUGUAAAUAGCUAAGUUUAACAACAAAGUAUUUAGAAGAGACAUUAUUUAAGGUAACAUUGCUUGUAAGACUAUGAACAAAGUUUUAUUUUUAAGCACCCAGUAUGUAAUUGACUCUAUCACAACAUAUGUGUUUCUGCCUAUUCUUUAAACAGCUGUGCAUUAACUAUAAACCUAACAAAACGUCAGUCAGCUAUGCUCAAAGAAACAGCAAACUGAAGGGUUAAAAUCUACAACCAUACUACAAUCUAACCUAUCCAAAAAUGUUUAUUUCUUCCUAUAAAAUCAUUUGUAUAUUAUUUUUGUAAUGGUAUAAUAUUCUAGAAAAGGUUUGCUUGUAUAUUUGUUGUAUAUGAGCAUGAAAUAAAUUUUAAAUUUGCUCUUCCAAUGAGUGAUUUAAUAUGCUUUAAAUGAAA
This is a messenger RNA of Bombina bombina (fire-bellied toad), 2782 nucleotides long. RefSeq names its product GH3 domain containing (gene GHDC). The record is from RefSeq and is a predicted model, not a curated record. Gene Ontology annotation, cellular component: cytoplasm. Lineage: Eukaryota; Metazoa; Chordata; Amphibia; Anura; Bombinatoridae. The coding region runs from base 50 to 1837 and encodes 595 amino acids. Gene Ontology annotation, molecular function: acid-amino acid ligase activity. The transcript has 9 exons.